Molecule: messenger RNA, 831 nt
Organism: Acanthosepion pharaonis
Lineage: Eukaryota; Metazoa; Mollusca; Cephalopoda; Sepiida; Sepiidae
Source: the annotation of a GenBank genome assembly
AUGUGUUUCUAUCUAUCUAUCUAUCUAUCUAUCUAUCUAUCUAUCUAUCUUAGUGGUGUUAUAUUUACCACUGAUAUCUAUCUAUCUAUCUAUCUAUCUAUCUAUCUAUCUAUCUAUCUAUCUAUCUCAAUCCAUUUCUCUCUCUCUUUCUCUCUUUAUCUGUAUGUCUCAGUCUGUUUGUAUCUAUCUAUCUAUCUAUCUAUCUAUCUAUCUAUCUAUCUAUCUCAAUACACUUCUCUCUCUCUCUCUCUCUCUCACUCUCUAUCUAUCUAUGGAGGCCCCUCUCAAAAUAAUGCAGCCUGUCUGUUCAUAUCUGUCUAUCUACCUAUUUAUCUAUCUAAAAUAACCCAUUUGUCUGUCUCUCACUAUCUGUAUGUCUCCUGUUUCUAUCUAUCUAUCUAUCUAUCUAUUUAUCUAUCUAUCUAUCUAUCUAUCUCAAUCCAUUGUCUCCUAUUAUUAUCUAUCUAUCUAUCUUUAUCAAAUAAUCUAUCUAUCUGUUCAUAUCUAUCUAUCUCAAUCCAUUUCUCUCUCUCUCUAUUCUCUCUAUCUAUCUUUGGAAGCCUCUCUCCAAAUAAUGCAGCCUGUUUGUUCAUAUGUAUCUAUCUCAAUCCAUCUAUCUAUCUAUCUAUCUAUCUAUCUAUCUAUCUAUCUAUCUCAAUCCAUUUCUCUCUCUUUCUCUCUUUAUCUGUAUCUAUCUAUCUAUCUAUCUAUCUAUCUAUCUAUCUAUCUAUCUAUCUCAAUUUCUCUCUCUCUCUCACUCUCUAUCUGUAUUCUCAAAAUAAUGCAGCCUGUUUGUUCUAUCUGCUAUCUAUUUAUCUAUCUAUAUAUUAA